Paramecium tetraurelia is the source of this 939-nucleotide messenger RNA. RefSeq lists its product as uncharacterized. The record is from RefSeq and is a predicted model, not a curated record. Lineage: Eukaryota; Ciliophora; Oligohymenophorea; Peniculida; Parameciidae. The transcript has 2 exons.
AUGGGAUCUUGCCAACAUUUGUGCAGAUAAUAACAUACUGUGGAGUAGGAAAUCACAAUGCAAUAAAAACUCAAGUAAAGGAAAGAAUCUGAUAAUAACUCCAAGACCAAUCAUAUUGGCUCUCAAAAAGGAGAAGUUGAUGACCUAGUCGGAGAAGAAUUCAAGUCACCCAAAGAGAUCAAGUAAUUCAGCAAACGAAUUUAAAAUCUCGAAAUAUCAGGCGACCGAAAAAACAGAUUUAUGCAUGAUAUCGAAGAAGAGAUCAAGUACAUCAUUCAGAAAAAUAUUUAGGAGGAGUAAGAAAAUUUGAAACGCAUUCAAUAAAUUUAUGAACAAGAACUUGAACUUCAGAGGAAAGAAUAAAUUAAAAAAUAAAAAGAAUAAUUAGAUAACUAAUUUUCAUUUUAAAAUUCCAUUAUUUAAUCAAAUGACCACUAAAAUGCAAAUCCCUUUCAACCUAAAUCAACCUCUUAAUUUGCCCCCAAAAGAAAUGAUAAUGAUUCAGUGUCUCAAAAAUCUUAAAUCUCCAAAACUCCAACCCCUCCUUGCAAGGAUAAAUCUAUUUCAUCCCAAUCAGAUAUAAUGAGAAAAAGCGCUUUAAUGAAAAUUAUACAGGCCAGAGAAGAAUUAGCCAGUAAUAAUGCAAGUAAAGGUUCGACCAAAAAAAAAAUGAUGCUUGAUGCCUACGAAAAAUUGUUUAGUGAAUUCUUUUCAGCAGAUGAAAAAGGGUCAAGCAGCUAUAGCAAAACACAAAAGAGCCAUAAAAGUAUCUUGAAAAAUAGAUCCUUAACACAUCGCAGUUUCUCUGGUAGUAAAUCAAUUAAAUCAACUCAUACUGCAGUCAAAAAUUCAAAAAAAGUGAGAUUCUCUAAAGAAACCAAUUUCAGCUAUGAAAGAAAAGGAAUCGAAAAGAAAAAGAAAAAAUUUUGGGAUUGGUGA